AUGUCCAUUAUUUCUUCAGUAGCCUUCGUCCCUCGUGGAUUCGCUGCAGAAUUCCCCAAAACUUAUGAAUUGGAUGAAGCAGAAUAUGAGAGGAUAAACAAUAUUUCCAAGUUGAAGCUUGAAGACGCUCGUGCUCAACUUGAGAACCCAGAUAAUGAACAGGAAAAUAACGAAGAAGCACUUACUGACUCGGAAGAUCAAACUGCUUCCUCAGGUGCAGGAGUUCAAACGGCAGAGGAAGUAGAUGAUGAACUCAAAGAAUACCAGUUGGAUAAUUACGACGAUGAGGAAGAGGAAGAGCAAGAUGAUAGUUUGUCAGCAUUUAGCAAUAUUAAAGGAAUUCAAUACCAUGAAAAUGGAGAGAAUGAUCCUUAUGUGACAAUGAAUACACAGGAAGAAGAACAAGUGGAACGUGAAGAGAUGCAAAUUUACCCUACAGACAACCUUUUGUUGGCUGCACGUACAGAGGACAACAUGUCCCAUGUCGAAGUAUAUUUGUAUGAAUCAAAUGAAGAAAAUCUCUAUGUUCAUCACGACUUUCUUCUUCCAUCUUUCCCUUUGUGUUUAGAAUGGCUUGAUUACAAGGUUGGUACUUCUGAUGAUACACCCGGGAACUACGUGGCUGUAGGAACAUUUGAUACUGAAAUUGAGAUUUGGAAUUUAGACGUGGUUGAUGCGGUUUACCCAGCUGCUGUUUUAGGUGCAAGUGGUGCAUCCUCAACUUCAAAUAAAAAGAAGAAAAAGGCUCCCAAGGUGAACCCCAAAACCCACACCGAUGCUGUUCUUGCUCUUUCUUCGAACCGCAACGCUCACAAUCUUUUGGCCUCUGGUUCCGCAGACUCUAGUAUUAAGCUUUGGGAUUUGGCAUCUUGUACUUGCGUAAAAUCCUUUACUUAUCACACCGAUAAAGUCUCCUCUUUAUCCUGGCAUCCCAAAAUGCCCUCUGUUUUGCUUUCUGGUAGUUAUGAUAAGACAGUUAGAAUUGCCGAUUUGCGUGCUGACGCUGCUCCUUUAUCAAUUACUAUUGACAGUGAUGUUGAAAAUGUGGCAUGGGAUCCUCACAAUGAAAACAACUUUUUCAUUGGUUCUGACGCCGGUAUACUGUACUACUGUGAUGCUAGAGACAUGAGCAAACCCGUUUGGCAACUACAAGCGCACGACGGCCCUAUUUCUUGUUUGAGCAUCAACCCCAACAUUCCUUUCUUUGUCGCUACCGGUUCGACUGAUCGAAUGGUCAAAUUGUGGAAUACAUCUGACAACGCCCCUAAGUUGGCGGUUUCUCGUGACCUUGACGUUGGUCGUGUGUUUACUUGCUCCUUCAUUCCUGAUGAACCUGUUGCCUUCCAUUUGGCUGCUUCAGGAAGUAAGGGCCUUGUUCGCGUUUGGGAUACUGCAACAAAUUCUGGUGUCAGAAGAGCGUUUGACACUCGUGUCAGUAAAGACUCUGUUGCUUCCAAGGAACGGGUUGUUCAAUUGGACGACGCAGCUGCCAAUGAUGACUCUGACGAAGAAGAUGAAUAUGAGGAUAUUGAAGCAAACGACGAGGAUGAUGAUUCUGCCGAUGAAGGUGAAGAUCAGGACAUGGCUUAA
This is a messenger RNA of Schizosaccharomyces osmophilus, 1590 nucleotides long. RefSeq names its product WD repeat protein Pwp1 (gene pwp1). The coding region runs from base 1 to 1590 and encodes 529 amino acids. Gene Ontology annotation, cellular component: nucleus. Gene Ontology annotation, biological process: rRNA processing. Lineage: Eukaryota; Fungi; Ascomycota; Schizosaccharomycetes; Schizosaccharomycetales; Schizosaccharomycetaceae. The record is from RefSeq and is a predicted model, not a curated record. Gene Ontology annotation, molecular function: protein binding. The transcript has a single exon.